Ophidiomyces ophidiicola is the source of this 1074-nucleotide messenger RNA. RefSeq names its product high-affinity iron permease (gene FTR1). Gene Ontology annotation, biological process: iron ion transmembrane transport. The transcript is spliced from 6 exons. Gene Ontology annotation, molecular function: ferrous iron transmembrane transporter activity. Lineage: Eukaryota; Fungi; Ascomycota; Eurotiomycetes; Onygenales; Onygenaceae. Gene Ontology annotation, cellular component: high-affinity iron permease complex; plasma membrane. The record is from RefSeq and is a predicted model, not a curated record. The coding region runs from base 1 to 1074 and encodes 357 amino acids.
AUGGUGAAUGUAUUCUAUGUUCCUGUUUUCUUUAUCGUGUUUCGGGAGACGCUGGAAACAAGUAUUGUUGUAUCAAUUCUGCUCGCCUUCUUGAGAGCGCAACUGGGGCAGAGUGCGGAUGCGGCAAUAUACAAAAGGCUAAGAAACCAGGUAUGGCUCGGUACUGGUUUGGGCUUGUUCAUUUGUGUUGCAAUCGGUUCCGGCCUUAUCGGUGCAUUCUACUCUCUCGGAAAGGAUAUCUGGUCAAAGGCCGAGAGUCUGUGGGAGGGUAUAUUCUCCCUCAUAGCCGCGAUAAUCAUCACAAUUAUGGGCGCCGCUUUACUUCGAGUCUCCAAAAUGCAGACGAAAUGGAAAGCGAAGCUGGAGAAGGCGCUGAAAAGCAAGGAGAAUCCAGGCACCACCUCCACUGCGAAAUUCAAAAUUUGGUGUGAAAAGUACGCCAUGUUCAUUCUUCCAUUUGUUACCGUCUUAAGGGAAGGCCUCGAGGCCGUUGUGUUCAUCGGAGGAAUUAGUCUGGGGGCUCCAGCGUCAUCUAUACCAGUGCCGACAAUCACUGGGAUUCUUGCCGGCUUUGCUAUCGGCUUCUUGAUUUAUAAGGGAGGAAAUAUGGUUCCACUCCAAAUAUUCUUAAUUGUAUCGACAUGCUUUUUAUAUCUAGUCGCAGCCGGCUUGUUUUCGCGCUCUAUUGGGUUCUUUGAACAGCAUAAAUGGAAUCUAGUAGUUGGAGGAGAGGCAGCUGAGCAAGGAGCUGGCCCUGGCUCAUAUGAUUAUCGACAAAGCGUGUGGCAUGUCAACUGCUGCAGUCCACAAUUCAAUGGAGGCGGUGGUUGGGGAGUAUUCAACGCGCUUUUUGGGUGGACAAAUUCGGCCACCUACGGCACCGUUUUGUCAUACAACUUUUACUGGAUUGCUGUUAUAGUUGGAUUCUUGGCAUUAAUGUACCGUGAGAAAAAAGGCCACUGGCCACUGCAAAAGCCAAAAGCCGAACCCAUUAUACCCUUGAUGGACAUUGAGGAAGCGGGCGAGACAACAGAAGUGAGCAGGCAUAGUGUACAGGGAAAACAAGAAGCAUAG